AUGGCUUCCAGAUUGGCUACCCUGGCUGAGAAGCCACAAGUGAUCAACUGGGCUUACUACAAGGAACACGUGGCCAACCCUGACCUUGUAGAAGAGUUUGAGAAGAAGUUCAAUGAGCUGAAGAUUCCUGUGCCAGAAGAUAAAUUCACUGCCCUAGUGGAUGCUGAAGAACAGGAAGAUGCAACGAUUGGUGCCGAUUUCAUGAAAGCUUCAAAUGCCAGGAUUGCAGAUCUUCAGAAAGAGAUGGAAAAGAUCAAGAAUAUAAUUCCAUUUGAACAGAUGACUAUUGAGGAUUUGAACGAAGCCUUCCCUCAAACUACUUUGGACAAGAAGAAGUAUCCUUAUUGGACCCACCAGCCAACUGAGAACCUCUAA
Dromiciops gliroides (monito del monte) is the source of this 375-nucleotide messenger RNA. Its product is annotated as ATP synthase subunit d, mitochondrial-like. Gene Ontology annotation, biological process: proton motive force-driven ATP synthesis. Gene Ontology annotation, molecular function: proton transmembrane transporter activity. The record is from RefSeq and is a predicted model, not a curated record. The transcript has 2 exons. Bases 1 to 375 code for a protein of 124 amino acids. NCBI's taxonomy places the organism in Eukaryota, Metazoa, Chordata, Mammalia, Microbiotheria, Microbiotheriidae.